AUGCCCAAGUUGCGAGUAUCUGUGCACAUUGCCUCUUGGUACGAAGCCUUUAGCUACAAGGAAAUGAACGCUGAUGAGUCUCUUGCUGCAGGUCAUGGGCAGCAAUUGCAUGAAACAAGUCACGGUUCAAUGAUCACUACUCAAUGGGUUCUGCAGCCUGAUGCAGAAGACGAAGAUCCGGCCUAUGAACUUCAAGGUCGGAGGUUUGGCUCAGGAGACGAAGGUGCCCCAAUGCUAUGCAACUUGGUAUGCGCUGCUCAAGGUCGUCACGCUCACAUCGAUUUCUGUCGUGACCCUGCAAACUGCUUGAACACGGACUGCGAGCAUAUAUCAGAACUUAUGCAUCCAGAUCCCGGUAGGCCCAAGGAUUGGAUAUCUCAUGCUACAUACUGGGCACGAAGCGGUUUCAAAGACCCAUAUUCCCAAGAGGAACAAAACGAAUUCUUGAAAUGCGAUGUUCUGUGUGCCGGUCCCGAGCAUGAAGCAACGGCCACAACUGCAGCAAACCCAUCUUAUUGUACUCUACCAAUAUUCCAUCAGCCAGAGCCUCAGCAACCAAUCCCCCCAAUUGGCAUGUUUCCAGGGAUGGACAUGCGUUCAACUGCCAGAAUCCAUCUCGACUACACCAAGCGUACCAUAUGCACUCCAAUUAGCCCUCGGUUGGUAUCAAACUGCAACAAUCGAUACGGAGCUGUCUUAUCUGCACUGUAUGGAUUUUGGCUAUCUCGUGAUGCUAUGGCCGCUACAUCUACCACUCAAGCUCGUCAGGAUGCCUACUCCGUCAUUACGUUUGAUGAUUAUGCGACAACGAGAUUUCAGAACGACUUUACUAGCACGACUGACCAGCUCAUUGGUCAGCUGAUACCACAGAUGGGUCAAGGUGGAACCAAUUUCCAAGGGGCACUGGCCAUGGCACAGUCGUUGAUUCAAGCCAACUGGAGUAGCGACAGAGCCCCCGUUAUCAUUUUUCUAUCCGAUGGUGAAUGUAAUAUCGCGGAUAAUCCGGUUUACGAUUUAUGUCAUGCAUGCGUCCGGCUCGGCAAAGCCUAG
Messenger RNA from Rhizoctonia solani, 1050 nucleotides. RefSeq lists its product as uncharacterized. The record is from RefSeq and is a predicted model, not a curated record. The transcript is spliced from 9 exons. Bases 1 to 1050 code for a protein of 349 amino acids. Lineage: Eukaryota; Fungi; Basidiomycota; Agaricomycetes; Cantharellales; Ceratobasidiaceae.